UGGCCACAGUAAUACAUCGCGUGGAGUUCAGUGCAGAAGCCCAAGGAUUUAAGGAUAUACAGCCCAACUAGACAGCACAACUAUGCAAUUCACAGCUCUCGCCAUAGCAGUUGUACUGCUGAUCAGUGUGGUCCAAGCUAGGCCCCAAGGAGACCAGAUUCCCAUCAUCAGGCAGGAGCAGGAGGUCAACUUCGAUGGCUCCUACAAGUACUCCUACGAGACGGGCAACGGGAUCAACGCCGAGGAGGAGGGCUACCUCAAGAACCCGGGCACCGACAACGCCGGCCAGGUCGCACAGGGCUCCUUCAUGUACACUUCGCCCGAGGGCAUACCCAUCCGGAUAACCUAUCUGGCGGACGAGAAUGGUUUCCAGCCGCAGGGAGAUCACCUGCCCACCCCGCCUCCCAUUCCGCCUGCGAUUCAAAAGGCACUCGCCUACCUGGCCACCGCGCCGCCUCCGCCCCAAGAGCAGCCAAGUGGCGGCGGGUUCAACAACCGACGGGGCUAAUGGACCCCCAUCCAGAUAUUUCUAUUACCACUCACUCCAUUCAUUUAAAAAAACAUUUGCGAAUCAACAAUAAAACUGGCCAUACCACAACAA
Molecule: messenger RNA, 601 nt
Organism: Drosophila ananassae
Lineage: Eukaryota; Metazoa; Arthropoda; Insecta; Diptera; Drosophilidae
Gene: Cpr49Aa
Product: endocuticle structural glycoprotein ABD-4
Exons: 3
Coding region: 83-508 (141 amino acids)
Cellular component (GO): chitin-based extracellular matrix
Molecular function (GO): structural constituent of chitin-based larval cuticle
Source: RefSeq, a predicted model, not a curated record